Magnusiomyces paraingens is the source of this 1500-nucleotide messenger RNA. RefSeq lists its product as uncharacterized. The record is from RefSeq and is a predicted model, not a curated record. Gene Ontology annotation, biological process: rRNA processing; positive regulation of transcription by RNA polymerase I. NCBI's taxonomy places the organism in Eukaryota, Fungi, Ascomycota, Dipodascomycetes, Dipodascales, Dipodascaceae. The transcript is spliced from 2 exons. Gene Ontology annotation, cellular component: nucleolus. Gene Ontology annotation, molecular function: protein binding. Bases 1 to 1500 code for a protein of 499 amino acids.
AUGUCAGCACCAUUAAGACGCUUGGAGCCAGCGAAAAAUCCAGGUCUUCCUUCAAAAAUUACGCCAGAACAAACGUACUGGCGUGGGUUUCGGAGCCCUUUAUUAGUCAAGGAAAAUAAUGCAGUAAACCACAUCCAUUUCAAUCCUCAAAGUCCGCAUGAUUUCGCAGUCACAAGCAGCACAAGAGUUCAAAUAUUUUCAGCUAAAACGCGACAAGUAGUUCGAACUAUUGCGCGGUUUAAAGACACUGUUUAUAGCGGUGAAUUUAGAUCUGAUGGCAAGCUACUUGUUGCAGGCGAUGCUACAGGGUUAGUUCAGGUUUUUGAUGCCAGUUCGCGCUCAAUUCUUGUCACAUUACAGCCUACUCUCCAUCCUACUCAUGUAACUAAAUUUCAUCCAUCAUCUCUUACAACUCUUCUUACCGCUUCUGACGACAAAGUGGCUCGAUUAUACGAUAUAACUGCUUCAAAACCAGUUGCCACAUUUGAUCAACACGGGGAUUAUAUCCGAACUGCUUGUUUUGUCCCUGAUUCUACAUUGAUAGCUACAGGCUGUUACGAUGGCAUUUUUCGCAUUUUUGAUUCUAGAGCUCCUGCAGAAGGCCCAGUUUUUCAAUACAAUCAAAAUUCUCAAGUUGAAAGUGUAUUGGCCUUAAAUUCAACAACAGUUGUUUUGGCAGGAGGUCCCUUUGUUAAAGUUUGGGAUAUAACUGCUGGAAAAAUGAUUAAAAACUUUUCCAACUUCCAAAAAGCAGUCACUACAUUAUCAGACGCUGGGCCUGGAAAAGGAUUAAUUGCAGGAUCUCUGGAUGGCCAUGUUAAGGUUUUUGACUAUUCUACUCCUAACUGGGAAGUAACAUUUGGUUGGAAAUUUGGUGGACCUGUUUUAAGUAGCGCAGUGAGCCCAGACCAUAAGCAUUUUGUUACAGGUUUGGCUUCUGGCUUACUGUCUAUUAGAACUCGUAAGACAGAAGGAAAAGAAAUCAGGGGUCCUAAGGGUCCUAAAACUAGCAAUAUUAAAAGAUUAUUAAGGGGUUUAGAGUAUCACGGCGAGCUGGAGCACCGCAUUAUUGAUGAUACUGUACCACAUGAUCAUAUAUCGAGGAAAAAGACACCUUUGUGGGAGCGCCAUUUACGAGCAUUCAGAUGGGCUGAUUCAUUAGACGCUGCUAUAGAAUCAAAAGCGCCUAUUGAAGUUAAACUAUUAGUUCUUGAAGAGCUAAGAAAACGUGGAAAAGUUCAAAGAAGUUUGGCAGGGCGAGACGAAGCAUCAUUGGAACCUCUAUUAAGGUGGUCAUUUAAAGCAAUUAAGGAUUUCCGUGCUUUACCAGUAGUUGCUGAUUUCCUUUCUGUUAUUUUGGACAUGUAUGGUCCACUAAUCGAAAUCUCUCCCCUUUUAGAACAACGAAUUCUUGAACUGCGAAGUUUACUUAUUUCAGAAGUCAAUGUUGUCGAGGAAGCUCAAAAACUUCAAGGCAUGAUGGAACUGCUUAUUGGCUAA